GGGAGCUAGCCUGAGUCGGGCGAGCACUCUUUCCCCCGCUCUGCGCUGCACCGGGAGCAGGUCUGAGGGCUUCUGCUGCCCUUCUGAGGGGACGGGGGAGGGGUUUCGGCUGCUGGAGAAAGACGGCCGCCCAUCCACCCGAGGCUCCCAGAAAAGGCGGGCAAAGCCGUCAAGGGAAAGCCGACUCCGCGAGGAAAGGCACUUUGAACCCGGGUCUCGGAGCUGGGAAGGACCGAGCGAGGGAGCGACUGUUUCCGGACGCAACGCCUCCGUCCCGCGGGUUUCUCGUUCACCCCUUUGCUGUCAAGCUUUUGGUGGCUUUCCCGCCCCUGGACUUUUGCCUCCGCCUCAGGGCACGUCGGGCAGCCCUGCUUAGAUGCGCUCCCCGGGUGGAAGUGCGCGGGAGGGCGCUUGGCCGGGAUGCGGGCGGCAGCUUUUGCCAUUCAGCCCGCGACGCGCCCGGGGAGGCGGCCGGUGUGAGGAACUCUGACGGGAGAAAGAGGUCCUGGAGCCGGACGGGCGGGGCGGGAAUACGCCGCCGCCAAAGCCGCUGCGACUGCCACCCUUGCGCUGAGCGGAUGAUCCGACGCCAGCUCACCCUGACCUAGCGCGCCUGCUUGGGACCCCGCCCGCCCCCCCCCCCGUCCUCGGGCAAAGAAGGGUCCGGAGGCUACGUGUGAAGAGCAGUUCCGAGAAGGACACGCCAACCUGCCGCUUCAUCAGGCCCUGGCCUGAAUCCCACCUACCCCCCCUCCCCAUCCCUUCCAGUCCCAUCCAGGCGGAUGAGUGAAAACGGUACGAUCCGGGCGAAAGCUGCCGUCUGAAGAAGCCAGCCAGCGAUUUGGAGAAGUUACACGCGGACUGGCUCGCCGGGAGGCAGGGAGACUUAUUUGUGGCCUCUUUUUUUUUCCUUUUAAAUUCCUCUUCCCCCCCUCCCCCGGCAGAACUGGAAGAGGUGAGGGGGAGAGGAAGGGAUCCGGAGAAUGGAAGGAGACAAAGUGGCCGAAAGUGGCUCUGCGUGUUGAAAUACCGAGCCAAGUCGGCCGAGAUGGAAUCGUAACGGAGCGGGAGGGCGCUUUCUCUGCGGCACUCUGGAGAGUUUGGGUUGCGCGCUCUCUGCGUGGAUCGGGGCUCCGCGGGGCUGGCCGAAGGGCGGGAAGCGGCGCAAAGGCUGCGGAGCUCACAGGUCUUUCCCCUCCUCUCCAGAGGGAGAGACGCGAGAGCGGCCGGCGCUUCUGCCUCUCCAGGCCCCCCCUGCCUUUUACCUUUUGUAUGAGUGGGAUCGGGAAAUCGCGCAAGCGGAUCCGACGCCCGGCCUCUCCUUCCCGUACCCCUUUCCCCGGUUUGCCUCCGGAUUGAUCCCCGGCGACGAGGGGCGCAAACUUCUUUUCUCCACGAAAACAUUUUGCCCCAUCUUGAAAAAGUAGCUCGCCGUGUACACACGGACUCCCCAGCCCGCUCCCCAGCCCCCCAACUCGCCCCACCUCACCGCACCCCCACCCAAUGCUACCGGAUGCUGCAGGCGGAUUUGGAAAUUGGAAGCGAUGCAAGUCCGAUAAGGUUGGAGUUUCCCUUUGGGAUCUGAAGGAGGAUCGCUAGGUGGUUCCUUAAGGAAGCGGGGCUGCAGGAUGAAUAAAAGAUACUUGCAGAAAGCAACAAAAGGGAAACUGCUAAUAAUAAUAUUUAUUGUAACGUUGUGGGGAAAAAUUGCAUCAGGGGCAAACCAUCACAAAGCUCAUCAUGUUAAAACUGGAACUUGUGAAGUGGUGGCACUCCACAGAUGCUGCAAUAAGAACAAGAUAGAAGAAAGAUCACAGACAGUCAAGUGCUCCUGCUUUCCUGGGCAGGUAGCAGGUACCACUCGAGCAGCUCCUUCUUGUGUUGAUGCUUCAAUAGUGGAGCAAAAAUGGUGGUGCCACAUGCAACCAUGCCUUGAAGGAGAAGAAUGCAAAGUUCUGCCUGAUCGAAAAGGAUGGAGUUGUUCUUCUGGGAACAAAGUGAAAACAACAAGGGCAAACGUGUAAAACCCUUCAAGAACCAGGAGAUUUCUGCUGGCCCCGAUGACAGUUUUUGAUUAUACCACACAUACACAAUAUUCUGGCUCCACGCUUGGGGCAAUAGUUGUGAUGAAUCCUAGUCUUGGUCGAAUACUCAGGAAGGGCCGGAAGGUAACUCGGUAGCAAAAGUCACAUCAAAUCAAAUGAAGGAGUGGCAAUAUUAAAUACAGAUAAGAAGGAAAUUUUGAUACGUAACAAUGAUAACUAAACUUAGGCUUGGAAUGGCUGGAAUAGACUAGUUCUUUCAGUGAGAACAUGCACUGUAAUCAACAGCGGCGCGAGAUCAAAACUGUUGGAAAGCUGGACUCAUACGUCUUUCUGUCAUAAAGAUUUCAAUGGAAUGAACUGUGUACAUUUGUAGAAACAGCAAAAACUGCUUAUGGCUAAAGAAGUAGAGAGGUGAUGCUAAAGGGACACCAAAGAAAUCACAGUAUUUUGGAUCCUUGGCUUGAGACUUGAGAUAUAUCACCUCUGUAACAGAAGCUUUUGAAAUAUUCUGACUAAUUUUCUUCAAAACCUUUCUGGUCCUCCAUUCAAAUUACUGGCGGGACGAUGCACUGCUUUAAUCAAAUGAUUGUUCCAGAAAUUGUCCUCUGAUACAGCACAGUUUUAGAUACUUUUUAUUUGUAUACUGAUCCUGAACCACCAAGGCUACAUAUUUCAGCAUAGUAAAGUUGCUUUUCUUACAGGAAUGGGAAUAUAUAUCCAUUAUUAAUCAUUAUUGUUGACAAGUACUAGUUAUUUGAUUACAUCAUUCAUAUACAAAUGUAUUGUUAGUCAGACCUGUUUCCCUAAGGCUUACCAGCUACUUUGACUCCGUGGUCAAAACUGAAUUUUCCUCUUGCCCCCUCCACCUUUUUUUAUGCCAUGAAGAUAUCUGUUUUGCAUAAUUUCAGGAAGAUGGCUGUUCUGUGUAAACAUUUUGAUUUAUUAAACAUUAGGUCUUAAAAAGAUUGUGGUAAAUAAUAAAUGACAGUAGUUAGUCCCUUUAUGAAGGUAGACAGGGAUGCAUGUUAAUUUUUCAGUUCUGGGAUUUAAUGAUAUUCAUUCUGAUGUAUCUUUUAAUUUAAAAAAAAAUAAGUAUCACUUGCUUGGAUGAUAUUACUGUCUGGAUGCUUAAGUAGAUGUCUGCUCAACUCUGUUUAUUAAUAGGAAGAAAAGCAACACUUUUUCUCCAAAUCUGGUAUUCAUUGAUGCUUUUUUGUGGUUCCUCCAGGUACUUCAGAUUCAUUUCAUAGAUCUUUGUUGAACCUAAACUUUUUCUGUCUUCUUUUUUCAAUAUCUAUUUCUUAAUUGGUGAUUAGUUGUUUCAUGGGAAGUCUUUAAAUGUUUAAAUGCCUUAAGCAGCUGUAAACAUUUUUCCUAAGUUAUUACAGAAUGUAUAAUUUUAUAUGCCGUUUGAUAUAUGCCAUGGUACCUGAAAACACAAAGACAUGGAGAGCAGACUGUUUCCUCUGCAUUUCACAUUCAUGCUGCAAAAAUAAGUUGGCCUUAGAGAAGGCAAACACCAAAAUUUAUACUCAUUUGGUUUAUAAGCUGAUAUGAAGACUAUACACACUCAAUCCUAAUAAGAAUACCUGUGUCCAGAACCAGUUGCUUCAAAUGGUUACUAAUAUUUGUAAAAGAAAAAAAAGGAAUUCUUUCAUUAUUGUUACAGAUCACUGACUUGGCUAAUUAGAAAUAAAUUGGGUUCUAUGAUGAAUGAACAGCCUGGGGUACUCUGGUCUGUAACUUUAUGCAAGAUUUUUCCACAUUAACGACAUUAUCUCUCUUGUAAUGUGGCACUGGAUAUAAGAAAACUAACAACUGUGGAGGGGGGAUAUUAAUGUACAGUGUAUCAUUCUGGUACACAGUAACCCAAACUUUUGCAGGAAAGAUAUUCCUUUUCAUAAAACUGUAAUCAGGAGAAAUGGGUUGUACCAUCUUUUAGCUGUCUUGGUAUUUCGGAAGGAUGAGUACUGUAUAGGUUUCAUGUUAAAAGAUGUGUGUAAUGGGGGGGACAUACAAUUUGGAAAGUAUGAUUAAUUUAUUUGCUUGGGAUAGUAAAAAGUAAAAAUGUGUAAUUACGUAGCUGUUAUAAGUUUCACCACAAUUUAGUCAAAAUCAAAAAAAAAGCUCGGUAUUUAUUUCUUUUGCAUUUAUUCUUAAAAAGAACACUGAAAAUAUUGUAUUAUAUACAAGUGUAAGACAUGCAUAUCAAUAGGUGAAAAUAAAUGG
Molecule: messenger RNA, 4274 nt
Organism: Pogona vitticeps (central bearded dragon)
Lineage: Eukaryota; Metazoa; Chordata; Lepidosauria; Squamata; Agamidae
Source: RefSeq, a predicted model, not a curated record